Molecule: messenger RNA, 869 nt
Organism: Tachyglossus aculeatus (Australian echidna)
Lineage: Eukaryota; Metazoa; Chordata; Mammalia; Monotremata; Tachyglossidae
Gene: PCTP
Product: phosphatidylcholine transfer protein
Exons: 6
Coding region: 1-642 (213 amino acids)
Molecular function (GO): phosphatidylcholine binding; phosphatidylcholine intramembrane carrier activity
Source: RefSeq, a predicted model, not a curated record
AUGGAGGCGGGGGCCUCCUGGCCGGAGGAGCAGUUCCGCGCGGCCUGCGCCCAGCUGGACCAGCCUGCGGCCGACGGGGCAGGAUGGCAGCUCCUGGGCCAGGCCGGGGGCAUCGCCAUCCACCGCCGGCCCCACCAGCAUUUGCGACUUUUUGAAUACAAAGUGUUUGGCAGCCUCACAGAUUGCCCUCCUGAGUUAUGUGCCGACGUCUAUAUGGACUUGGAUUAUAGGAAACAGUGGGAUGAGUAUGUCAAAGAGCUGCAUGAGAAAGAGUAUGAUGGAAAGAAAAUUGUGUACUGGGAAGUGAAAUACCCUUUCCCCAUCUCCAACCGAGAUUACGUGUAUGUCCGGGAACGCCGGGAUCUAGUUGUGAACGGCCAGAAGGUCUCAGUCAUCCUGGCUAAAAGCGUCUCCGUCCCCCAGUGUCCGGAGAAGUCCGGGAUCGUCCGCGUGAAGGGGUACAAGCAAAGCCUGGCCAUCAGGGGGGACGGCAAGAAGGGGUGUAAAGUAUACAUGUAUUACUUCGAUAACCCCGGUGGCCAAAUUCCCUCCUGGCUCAUUAACUGGGCAGCAAAGAAUGGUGUUCCUAACUUCUUGAGAGACCUGCAGAGAGCCUGUAAGGGCUACUGCCGGAAAUCCUGAAGAAGAUGCCAAAGUUCUGGCUCCAGAGAUGGACCCUCUACUCAGCAGGCACUUGGGCUGUCCCUGUCUCCCUCCUGUCCCAUGGACCGAGAACUGUCUGAUGACCUGUCCCUAGCCUGAUAAUGACUUGUUUCACACCAGUUUCCCUUCCCCAGAUACUCUCUUCUCUAUUGGUGGACACAGGUCACCUGGGUGCACUUAUUUUUCUUAUAAAAGGCAGCAAAUCA